AUGCCACCAGAAACUUCAAAGGGCUCGCCGCCGAGAGUAGUGUCGGAUCUCUGUGGUUCAGAUAUCGAAAUGCUCGAAAGAGUAAGUGGAUCUCCGAAUAUUCAAUACAAGACCAGAGCCAACAAACGAAACCGAGUCAUUUCCAUCAAAAAAGAGGCAAUCGAUGAGCAUGCUGAAGGGGAGACGGUUGAUAAUUACAACGACUCGGAGAUUGAGAUGGGGCCAAUCAAUAAAAAGGCAAAGACAGCCCAGAUCCCUGAAGAUGCAAUGGCGAUUGGUGUCGCAGCAGCAGAGCCUAAAGCAGUAGUUUACGCUUUCCUUAGCAAAGCAGAACACCCAGCACUUUUGUUUCGAAUCGAUAACGCUCGCGUGAGGAGAAAGAGUCAAACGGAAUUCGCAACCGGCAAAAUGUCCUUUGAUCAGAUAAAGUUCGACGAAGCAUUCCACAAAGGUUCCGAGGGGGAUACCAAGAACUAUAUCCGGAAAAAGCUAAUGAAGCUACGUGGAACAACAGCUGAAAGCACCCAUCGGUCAACUCCCGGGCCUCGCGUGACUCUCGGCGAGGAAUAUUUAUCAGAGGUCUCCAACGGUUUGAUGUCCAAGAAUAUCCAAGAGACCGGCACAAAGAACAAAAUGUCUCUACCCGAUCCACUAAUUGGACCCAGUGCUACAGGUAACGGACAAACUAAGAAUGGGAACCUGAACUCCCGGGUGAAGGAUACACAAAAAGCUCCAGAAGACGUCACAUCUAUAACAAAGUUGCCGGACGAGAAGAUCCUUAACGUCGCAAGUCCAGAUCUAUCUACACUUUCGGUGCCAACUUGUGGCAGCAGCGAGGACAAUCUAAAGAGGUUCACAGAUUACAGCGAUACUAUCCAGAAGUAUCUAGACGGCCUCCACUCAGUUUUCAAACAUUCUCUUGAGAAAAAGGAUGAAGUUAUUCAUGAAUUAAGAUCCGAGUUGGAGAAAGCAAAGUCCGCUGAAGCCAAGGACAAGAAGCGUAUCAAGUCCAUGACUUUUGACAUUGCUCGGUUCACAGUCAACACCAAGGAUCUUCGAGCAAAAGUUGAAAAACUGUCAACAGAGCUGACGGAAGCUAAAGCCAUGACGCGCGAUUAUAACACGAAAUCGAGAGUUGCGUUCGAGUUUGACAAAGCCGAGAAAAACAAACAAGAAAAAGACAUUGACAUCGAACACAGAGUACAAGACAGCCAAGAAGGUGCACACUCAAAUGGUCCAACUGAACUUGAAGGCCGGGUAGAAGAAGCCGCCUGUGCAAAACCUUCUGCUCGAGUCGAUAAUAAAUUCCGCCCAGACAAGACUCUGGUUGUUACACCGGGCCAGCUUAGCAGUGCAACCACUUUCUCCAAAGCAGAGAAAUCCACGACAGCUAGCGUUUCGAAAGGAGAAACACCGAGUGUCACUGAAACUGAGAAGUCUCAGACCAAACCAGCAUUUCAGAUGACUGAUAACACAGAGGUUAAAGUCCAUCAGUUCACAGAACGAGGAAACAUCAAAUCUUUGAAUCUCUUGAAAGGCGGUUCUGUGUCAAAUACUAAUUCAGCGACACCACUCGUCGACCUUGCUCAGUAUGUCAAGAUUUCAGAUAAUGAGCCUAAUGGUGGCAUGUUGAAGGAGAGCCGUCCGCGCAGGGUCACAUAUGGUAACCGAAGUUUCGACGAGAUUAACAUCCUUUAUCCUCUCAAAGACGUCACCAUGACAGGCAAGGCCAACGGCUCUGUUUUAGUUGGGCGAAAGGUAUACCAGAGAUAUACUCACAAUGGUGAAACCAAGCUACUCUUUUCUGCUGGCCAUUUUGAUUCUGUGGUUGAUAGAGAUGGGAGGAGAUACCUGAAAAAUGUUGCGUUGAAAGAGCAUAAACCGGAAUUCGAUCUUUAG
Glarea lozoyensis ATCC 20868 is the source of this 1899-nucleotide messenger RNA. RefSeq lists its product as uncharacterized. NCBI's taxonomy places the organism in Eukaryota, Fungi, Ascomycota, Leotiomycetes, Helotiales, Helotiaceae. The record is from RefSeq and is a predicted model, not a curated record. Bases 1 to 1899 code for a protein of 632 amino acids. The transcript has 3 exons.